This is a messenger RNA of Doryrhamphus excisus (bluestripe pipefish), 4040 nucleotides long. It is a transcript of the gene atp6v0a2b, whose product is annotated as ATPase H+ transporting V0 subunit a2b. Gene Ontology annotation, cellular component: plasma membrane; vacuolar proton-transporting V-type ATPase, V0 domain; vacuolar proton-transporting V-type ATPase complex. Gene Ontology annotation, molecular function: ATPase binding; proton-transporting ATPase activity, rotational mechanism. The record is from RefSeq and is a predicted model, not a curated record. NCBI's taxonomy places the organism in Eukaryota, Metazoa, Chordata, Actinopteri, Syngnathiformes, Syngnathidae. Gene Ontology annotation, biological process: vacuolar acidification; proton transmembrane transport.
GUGUCAGCUAUAGGUCCUCAAUGCGCAGACUCCAGAUGGCGUUGCUGAUUGGUUGGCUUUAGAACACUUAUUGUAUGCACAGCCGUCCUGCAAGCUAUCUACAUUCAACUGUACAGUGACGUGGAUGAUGACGACGUCUGUUAAAACUUUACAAAGUAUAAAGACGUGCAUACAAAUUGGCUUGAAUGCUUGCUCCUUAAUAGUGACCCGAGCAUUUGAGGGCUCACGCUGUCUAGUCGUUUUUUGGGAAGUAGUUCAUUUUUGUCCACUAAUACAAAAAGCAUAGCGUUUAGCACUUAGCUGGUGUAACGAGAACAACCUGUGUAUGCACAGCGCAAGGAAGUUUAUCAAGUCAAAUAUAAGUGUACCACAGGAUUCUGAAUAUGAAACUGGUUGAACCGGACUGGACUUGAGAGACCACGGUUGAUAUUUAAUCCACAGAAACGGGAGCCGAUCAGUUUGUUAGCUUGUUAACAUUAGCCACUCAACACAGACAUCAAGUUGCAAACUGUCAAAAUGGGCUCUCUGCUGCGGGGUGAAGAAAUGUGUUUGGCUCAACUGUUUCUCCAAUCUGGAUCGGCAUACGACUGCAUCGGUGAACUUGGAGAACUGGGCAUUGUGGAGUUCAGAGACCUCAAUCCCAGUGUUAAUGCAUUUCAGCGAAAAUAUGUCAAUGAGAUCAAAAGAUGUGAGGAGAUGGAGAGAAUCCUUGGCUAUCUGUUAAGAGAAAUCAAGAAAGCUGACAUUUCAUUGCCAGAAGGAGAUGUGAAUCCAGUGGCUCCUUUACCUAAACAUGUGAUGGGCAUAAUGGAGCAACUGCAGAGGCUAGAAGUGGAGUUAGGUGAGGUCAUGAGGAAUAAGGAGCGGUUGCAGAAGAAUCUGUUGGAGCUCAUCGAGUAUACACACAUGCUGCGCAUCACUCGCAACUUUGGGCAAAGAAACGUUGAGAGAGAGCCGCUGCAGGUCACAUAUGAGGAGUUUCCUUUUCUAGAAAAACACAGCUUGAUGGACUACAGCAGCAUGCAGAGGCUUGGAGCCAAACUGGGUUUUAUUUCUGGACUCAUCCAGAGGGUGAAAAUUGAGGCCUUUGAGAGGAUGCUGUGGAGAGUGUGCAAAGGCUACACCAUUCUAAGCUAUGCCGAAGUCGAGGAGUAUCUUGAAGAUUCUGAUACUGGGGAGCCCACCAAAAGUGUGGUGUUUUUGAUCUCUUACUGGGGCGAGCAGAUUGGCCAGAAAGUAAAGAAGAUCUGUGACUGCUACCACUGUCAUGUGUAUCCAUAUCCCAGUAGCAACGAGGAGAGGAACGAUGUUGUGCAAGGAUUAAGUACUCGCAUUCAGGACCUGCACACUGUACUUCAUAGAACUGAGGACUACCUUAAGCAGGUCCUGAUUAAUGCAUCAGAAUCAGUCUACACCUGGGUCAUACAGGUCAAGAAGAUGAAAGCUAUCUAUUACAUCCUCAACCAGUGUAGUUUUGAUGUCACCAACAAGUGUCUGAUCGCUGAGGUAUGGUGCCCUAUCAAUGAGCUUCCAGCCCUGAGAAGAGCACUAGAAGACGGAUCGAAGAAAAGUGGAUCCACAGUUCCCUCCUUUGUUAAUCGCAUCCCUACUAACGACGCUCCACCCACACUGAUAAGAUCCAACAAAUUUACUGCUGGCUUCCAGAACAUUGUUGAUGCAUAUGGGGUGGGCACAUACAGAGAAGUCAACCCUGCUCCUUUCACAAUCAUCACGUUCCCCUUCCUGUUUGCUGUGAUGUUUGGAGACCUGGGUCACGGUCUUCUUAUGGCUUCCUUUGCGUUCUGGAUGGUGUUAUAUGAGAACAACCGCAAACUGAAGAACACCAGAAAUGAAAUCUGGAACACAUUUUUUGAGGGCCGUUACAUCAUCCUCUUGAUGGGCCUCUUCUCUGUCUACACUGGCCUCAUAUACAAUGACUGUUUCUCCAAGUCCAUCAACAUCUUUGGUUCUGGAUGGAGUGUGAAAGCCAUGUUCACAGCUCAAGCAUGGAACGUCGAAGAUGUCAACAGGAAUAGCCUUCUUACUCUGGAUCCAAAUGUUACUGGAGUUUUCAAUGGACCAUAUCCUCUCGGAAUUGACCCAAUCUGGAACUUGGCAUCCAACCGGCUUACGUUUCUGAACUCCUAUAAGAUGAAAAUGUCUGUGAUAUUGGGCAUCAUUCAUAUGAGCUUUGGGGUGAUCCUAAGCACUUUUAAUCAUUUGCACUUUAGAAGGAGGCACAAUAUCUACUUGGUAUUCCUCCCAGAACUCCUGUACCUGCUCUGUCUGUUUGGCUACCUGGUAUUCAUGAUACUCUACAAGUGGCUCUUCUUCUCUGCCAACAACUCCAGACACGCUCCCAGCAUCCUCAUUCACUUUAUAAACAUGUUCCUAAUGCAAGGUGAUGCAGUGCAACCCCUCUUUCCUGGACAGAGUGGCCUGCAGAUGUUUCUAGUGGUCAUAGCUGUACUGUCAGUGCCUGUCUUACUCCUGGGGAAACCACUCUACCUCUAUUGGCUUCACAAUGGAAGUCAUCGGCUAAGAAUGUACAGGGGAUAUGAGCUUGUGCGUCGUAGCAGUGAAGAGGAACUCUUCUUGUUGCGGACUCAUGACAUGGAGGAGGGCAGCAGUCAUAGUGAGCUCUCUACUAGCGGAGAGCAGCACACAGAGGAGUUUGACUUUGCUGAUGAGUUCCUGCAUCAGGCCAUUCACACUAUAGAGUACUGUCUGGGGUGCAUUUCCAAUACAGCCUCUUACCUCAGGCUCUGGGCUCUGAGUCUGGCACAUGCCCAGCUAUCUGAGGUGUUGUGGACCAUGGUGAUGCGAGUAGGACUACGAAUGGAAACAAGUCUUGGGGUUUUAUUCCUGGUGCCAGUGUUUGGUCUGUUUGCCGUUCUUACUGUGUCCAUCCUGCUGGUGAUGGAGGGCCUGUCUGCUUUCCUCCAUGCCCUUCGGCUGCACUGGGUAGAGUUUCAGAAUAAAUUCUACAGCGGGACCGGAGUCAAGUUUUGCCCUUUUUCCUUCUCUCUUCUGCCCUCCAGCUUUGAACAGGAAGGCUUACUGUGACAGACAUUUUGAAGAAAGCUAAAAUGUGAUUGAUUAGUCCAGUUAUUUCAUAAAUUGACUUGACAUUUUUUGCUCAACUCUUACACCUUUUUAAAAUAUUAUGACUGCAACACAAUUAUUAAGUAUUUGCAAGACCACUGCCGUUUUAAAUUGUCCAUAGGUAUGAAUGUGAGUGUGAAUGUUUUUUCUGUCUAUAUGUGCCCUGGGAUUGGCUGGCGACCAGUCCAGGGUGUAUACCCCGCCUCUCGCCCGAAGACAGCUGGGAUAGGCUCCAGCACGCCCGCGACCCUUGUGAGGAUAAGCGGUAGAAAAUGAAUGAAUGAAUGAAUGAAUGAACACUGCCAGUAUGAAAUGUACCCAAACUACUGUUUUUCUAUUGAUACACUAUACAGUAUAUAACAGUCUGUUUUGUAGUUUGAGCCGUAUGCUUCACUUGAGAGUAUUUUGUACAGUUAAGGAAAUAAUAUAGAAAGCCAGUUUUCUGAUUAGGCUUCAUUGGUAAUGUUAUGUGUAUGAGGAAGCACAUGUCCUGAAUCAAGAACAGUUAAACAGAAGAUAAAGUAAUUUUUUGCACAAUUAGUUAUGCUUAUUGCCUGCGAUUUAGUAUUUAUAAAUUAUUUUUUUUAAACACUCCUUAACUUCAUUAUUUAUUUGAAUCCUACUGUGUCCAUAAAUUCAUUUUCUUUUGCUUUUUCCCAACUUUCACUUUUUUGGUAGAUUUGGUUUCCAAAUUUGUAGAGUGCAGUCCUACAAUAUCAUUUGCACCGCUUCAAUUACACAAUAAAUGAGUCCUCAGUUAGCCUUGUCUUCAUUUCUGAUACCAAAACACUUGAUGAGAUGUGAUGUUUUUCUUGUUUUUAAUUGAAAGUGCUCAAGAAGGAUGUAGAUGAUAUGUAAAUACCUUGGCUUAAUUAUUUUUUUAAAUGUAUUUUUAAAUGCUUGUGAAUUAAAGAUGAUUGUACAGUUCAUGUUUU